AACUAACUGCAUGACUCUUACUGUAGAUUUCUGCCAUCAUAACCAGUAAUAACCAACUCCUAAAUAUAAUGUAGAAACGUAACAUUUUCUGUAAAGCUGCUUUGCAACGAUAAGUAUCGUAAAAAGCGCUAUACAAAUAAACUUGAAUUUAAUUAUAUUAGGAGUCACACAAUGGUGUAAAAAAAAAAUUCCGCCAGUGAUUACGAAGAAAAGGCAGGUAAAACAAUGAAUUAAAUAUGACAUUUUUAAGUAGGAAAACUGAAAUAGUAUUUUAUUGCUAACAGAUUACACAGGCUUUGUUUUAUUUACAACUACCGAAAAAAAUCAUGUUUUACAGUGUAUAUAGUCUUCAUACUGCAGCCAGAUGUAUAUCAAAUGUAUUAAAAAACGCAUAAUAUAUUUCCUACAAGUAUGCUUUGAAAAUGUGCAGCUUGUUUUAUUCAAGCACUUCAUGUAAGUACAGAUUAGUAUCUUUAAAUUCAUCUUUAUCCUAUGAUUCAUAUGAACUAGAUAGUCUAUUAAAAAAUUAUAGUCAUAGUUCCUCAGAACUAUCCUGUCUUUAUUACAUAGUCAUAAAUGCGAUUCAUAACUAUAGAAAUGUAAGCUUUAUGAAUUCGCAACGCCUCAAAACGUUUUUCCAUUCUAUGAAUUCAAUUAAAUUGCAUGCGCACAGCCAACGCACGUCACAUAGCGUUUCCCAUCUUCAUUCAACCAGACUAAGCGUUCUCUGUCGUUAUGUGAGUUCAGUGACUAAAACUGUGACCUCAGAGGCGUUUGGCAUCCCACCCCACUCUGUUGAUAUAAAUACCGUACGCCGGUAGAAGAACGAAGAGCGUUCGCGACCACUUCUGAACAGUUACUUGAGAAGAUGGCUGUGAGUUCUGAAGACGGACAUUGCAGAUAUAGACUAUUUGCUUUCAUUAUGCUUUUUAACGUCUCGUUAAGCGCCGCGGUCAGUCUCGAUUUAACUGAGCUGCGAAAUAAAGUUUCCAAAAUAAAAGUGCAUCCACGUGGGAAUCUCUGGGCGACAGGUAUGUUUUCAUUUAAUCGUCAUGCAAUUAGAAUAAAACUACUAAAUCAGUUUCCCGUUAUAAUUGUUGGUCUUCUUGCAGGUCAUUUCAUGGGCAAGAAGAGCAUCUCAAACAGCCAGUUCCAGGACUCUCCAUUCUCCUCAAAGCCUCCCAGGAAUACUUUGAGAGAAUCAGGGAGUGCAGAGGAUUUGAGGGAGCUGAUCACUCAGGAGGUGCUCAGAGCUGCUCUUCAGGCUCAGCUUCAAGAUCUAAAGAGGACACAAGAUGUUUAUAAUCAGGAGACAGACUUCAUGGUAAAGCUUUUGAAAAGCUACAUUGAAAAAAGGAACCUAUAGUGACAUUGCUGUUGAUAUAAUUGUAAUAAAAUGAUAUUUUGACAACCCUUACAAUUGUGUAGAAAAUCCGUG
Molecule: messenger RNA, 1438 nt
Organism: Cyprinus carpio (common carp)
Lineage: Eukaryota; Metazoa; Chordata; Actinopteri; Cypriniformes; Cyprinidae
Gene: nmba
Product: neuromedin Ba
Exons: 2
Coding region: 869-1366 (165 amino acids)
Biological process (GO): positive regulation of hormone secretion; neuropeptide signaling pathway
Cellular component (GO): neuron projection
Molecular function (GO): neuropeptide hormone activity; neuromedin B receptor binding
Source: RefSeq, a predicted model, not a curated record